Molecule: messenger RNA, 165 nt
Organism: Racocetra persica
Lineage: Eukaryota; Fungi; Glomeromycota; Glomeromycetes; Diversisporales; Gigasporaceae
Source: the annotation of a GenBank genome assembly
GUGACGGAUUUGGAGUAGGUUGGUACAAAUCAAAUCCUGAUGUGACAUCAACUCCAUGUAUAUUCACUUCAAUCACUCCUGCUUGGAAUAAUCAAAACUUGUCAAGACUUGCUGAAGAAAUUCAAAGUUCUUUGGUAUUUGCUCAUGUUAGAGCUUCUACAACUG